CUUCAGUGCAAGUUUUUUGCUGGCCGGCUGUUGUUCGUUGCCGUGAAAAAAUCAAUUAAUUUGUAAUAAAACAAAAAAAUAAAAAACAAAAAUGGCCUCAGCCGCUUCAACACAUUCGCUAUUUAAAAGUGUUUUUGGCGCCCUGCGUACGCUACUGCAUUUGACGGCAGCAGUACAGUUUACGUACGGCAUAUAUUAUGAUUAUAAAUACGUUGAAUUUCCAACUCCGACCGAACCCGAUUCAAAAUUAAUACACCAUCCGUUUGGGGGAAAAUUUAAAUAUCUUACCUUCCUGGAUGCGAUAAUACAGGCAGUGUAUUACAUUGUCUCCCUUGCGAAUGACUUUGUGGGCACCAACGAGCUGGUGCCAAGGCGGCCGCCAGCAAUACGCAAGUUCAAGGACUGGCUGAUGUCCACGCUGGCGUUCCCGGUGGCCCUGAAUGUGGGCAUCACAUUUUGGACGUUAUAUGCCAUCGAUCGUGAGCUGGUCUUUCCCAAAGUGCUGGAUCCCGUCUUCCCUGGCUGGCUCAACCAUGUCCUGCACACCAAUAUUGUUGUGUUCAUUGUCCUGGAGAUAUUCACAUCAUAUCGUGCCUAUCCCACGCGCACCAAGGGCCUCACCGGCCUGGCCAUUUUCAUGGGCAGCUAUCUGGUCUGGAUACACAUCAUCAAGCACUAUUCAAAUGUCUGGGUGUAUCCGGUACUGGAGGUACUCCAGCUGCCGCAGCGUAUUGUGUUCUUUGUGGCCGUGCUCGGUUUCACAUUCGCUCUCUAUCUGCUCGGCGAGUUCCUCAACAAUGUCGUGUGGGCCAAGGAAGUGAAGCUGUCGCAGCGCAAGGCAAAGUAGGCUGUGUGUGUGUGUGUGUCUUUAAAUCCCGUAGUGAAUAGUGUGUACGUCUGCUCGUCUGCUCGUCUUUUUCAAUGGUAAUUCUGACAAUGGCAGCAACAAAAUUACUAAAAAUGAAUUUCGCUUAUAUUUUACACGAUUAUAAAACGUAAUUAUAAAGUUGAACUAAUGCUACACCUAAUAGAAAUUGGCUUGAAUAGCGAUUAAAAAUUUGUAGUACUUCAAUAGAGUGCACUUGCAAUUGCAGUUUGUUUAUUAAUUGUAUUAGAUGAGCCCAAUUAACGUUCGAGCAUUUUUUCAAUUGCAUAAUUCAUAUCAAGCAAAAGCACAGCGACAACUUUAAAGCCUGCGUUUAACUGUAAAUUGAAAUCUAGAGUUAUUAAAAUAAAGUAAACUAAA
This is a messenger RNA of Drosophila virilis, 1246 nucleotides long. RefSeq names its product androgen-induced gene 1 protein. Gene Ontology annotation, cellular component: endomembrane system; membrane. Lineage: Eukaryota; Metazoa; Arthropoda; Insecta; Diptera; Drosophilidae. The record is from RefSeq and is a predicted model, not a curated record.